Molecule: messenger RNA, 2053 nt
Organism: Drosophila persimilis
Lineage: Eukaryota; Metazoa; Arthropoda; Insecta; Diptera; Drosophilidae
Product: mitochondrial sodium/calcium exchanger protein
Exons: 7
Coding region: 82-1947 (621 amino acids)
Biological process (GO): intracellular calcium ion homeostasis; transmembrane transport; monoatomic cation transport
Cellular component (GO): membrane
Molecular function (GO): calcium:sodium antiporter activity
Source: RefSeq, a predicted model, not a curated record
UGAAUGUCAGUUGGAGAAUUGUUUUAUGUUCGAGCACACUUCCCUGAGCGGAGCUGAGGGUACACUUGCACACUUUUUACAAUGGCAGAGUCGCAGGAUGUGGAGCACAAUGUAAUGGACGAGGAGUUCGACGAGUUCUGGGACAAAGUCAGCUGCUACGUGGUGGCAAACUUUCCCUAUGACGAGAGAUGCGACUUUGUGUUGAAUGCCACGGAUUGCAUUACCGAAACCAUAUUCGUGCCCUACAUGCGGAUGCUGGCGUGCGACCUCAAGUGCAGGAACCAGUUCCAGGAGAUAGUCUACCUCACGAUGUUCGUGGCAUUCUGCCUGCAGCUGCUGAUGUGCCUGACCCACGUGGUGGACAUGUACUACAGUCCAGCCCUGAAGGUCGUCUCCCAGAUGCUGCAUAUGAACGAGCAUUUGGCGGGCGUAACCCUACUGGCGUUUGGCAACACCUCUCCGGAUCUGGCAGCCAAUCUGGCGGCCAUCAGGGAGGAGGUGCCAGUGUUUGCCAACUCUCUGGCAAUGGCUCUGUUUGUCUCGAUGUUCACCGGGGGCAUGAUCUGCUAUAUAAGUCCCUUCAAGAUGAAUACGCACGGCACUGUACGCGACAUACUGUUCUUUAUUUUGGGAGUGACCCUGCUGGAAUAUGUAAUGGCCUCCCACGGAGAAGUGGACAUGACCGAAUGCUUUGUGUUGGUUCUGGUGUACAUAUCCUACAUUGUAGUCAACAUUCUGGACGUGUACCUAAUGCGGAAAGCCAUGAUCAUACUGGAACGCCAAAUAGGCGAGCUUCGGGACCAGCAACAGACUGUGGAGGUCAGAAAGAAACUGGGAAGACUGGAAGAGCAAUACGCUGAAUAUGCCGAGGACGCGAUGGUGGAGAUAUUAGAGAGACCCGGCAGUAGGGUCUCGGUUGUCAAUCCCGUACACGAUAAAUUCACCUACACCACAAAGCGUACCUCGCGGGUGCGCCAAAGCGUGAACCCACUGGCCACCCGGAGUGUAUUUUAUAACCUUACGACUAGCAGGAACAGCGGACUCUGGAGGGAUUUCGCUACGACCCUCAAUCCCAUCGAUAUCGAUGAAUGGCGGGGGGCGAACAUGUUUGGGCGAGCCUUCCUCCUGGCCAUGGCUCCUGCGAAAGUUCUGUGUGCCGCCUACAUACCCCUCGUCGACCAUGAACUGGAGAAACACGGCUGGAGCAAGCUGCUCAAUUGCAUCCACACAUUCCUGAAUCCGGCCAUUACCAUUAUCGUCUCCAUGGCGUUGCAUACGUCCCAUAAGAAGAAAUUGUGGUACUCGGAACUGGCAAACACAUACAUUUACGGGGUGUACUCCUGUGCGAUCACUGUUCCCUUCGCCAUCUUUGUCUUUAUGCAUUCUCGGACCGAUGUGCCGCCGGUCUACCACUGGGUGUACACGAUCAUGAACCUGACUGGCUCCACCUUCCUGAUCUUUGUCUGUGCAUCGGAGAUCGACAAGCUGCUGGGAGUGGUGGGCAACAUAUUGAAUAUAGAAGAGGACUUUAUGGGCGUCACAGUCAACGCCAUUACCCAGGCGUUGGGGGAUCUGGUGGCCAACACGGCCAUGGCCUAUCAGGGCUAUGAGAAGAUGGCCUAUGCGGCAGCCAUCGGAGGUCCCUUCUUCAACGUCCUCCUGGGCACGGGAACUGUUAUGUACUUCAAAUUAAAUAUUGACAUGAAGGUCACCAUAGAGGAGCAGUCCGGGGAGUAUGGCACCAAUGCGUACAUUUUUCUCAACUUAGGCCUCUUUGCCACGCUGCUUUGGACCUCAACGCUGGACUUUUUUGCGCGCCGCUCCAUGGGAAUAUUCUCAAUAAUGAUAUACCUUCUAUUCCUAUUAUUUGCAUUCCUUAUUCAUCAGAAUACCAUUCACUCGUUUGCCAGCGAUCCAACGGUUAAGCCUUCGCUUGAGUUGGACUGAUAGGAAUGGAAUAUCUAUGGAAAUCCAAUCGGAUGUACGUAUUUAAUUAUAUAAGACAUCACUCAAAGACCAAAACGAAGUGAAUAAAUUAAACGCAGCUCUGUUU